ACGUCAUCAUGGUUCUUGAUAUCACAGUGUAUAGCUCUUCUUAGCUGACCUCGAUAUAAAGACCUGGUAAUCCCUACACAAUGCCACCAGGCAGGUGGCUAACAACCCCCCAAUCACUCGCCCGCCGAGUCGAGCAAGCCCUCGAGGCCCAAGUCCGCACCACCCACAGCUACCACCCCCCCACGAAGUCGUCACGAUGUAGCCGCACCAUCCUCCGACCCUCACCCCCUUCCCUCCGUCGCACCUUCACGCACAGCACAAAACGAUCCGCGCGUCCCCCCGCCGAAGACCCAGCCUUCACCUCGAUCCUCGACAACCCACCAGAGCUCGUGCGCACAGGGCGGCGCCACGGGCCCGGCCUCAUAAUCCUCGCCAUCAUACCCGUAACCGCGUUCCUGCUCGGAACAUGGCAAGUGCAGCGUCUCGGGUGGAAAACAGAGCUGAUCGCCAAAUUCGAGGACCGGAUCGUGCGGCCGCCCUUACCGUUGCCGCCGCGCGUGGACCCGGACGCGGUGCACGAGUUCGAUUUCCGGCGGGUGCGGGCGCGCGGGCGGUACGCGCACGAGCGGGAGAUGCUGGUCGGGCCGCGGAUGCGCGACGGCGAGCAGGGGUACAUGGUAGUGACGCCACUGGAGCGCGGGGGGGAAGGCGAGGGGUCGACGGUGCUGGUUAACCGCGGCUGGAUCAGCAAGAAGCACCGCCUGCAGCGGGACCGGCCGGAGUCGCUGCCGAGCGGCGAGGUCGAGGUCGAGGGCUUGCUGAGGGAGCCGUGGAAGAAGAAUAUGUUCACGCCGGAGAAUAGGCCGGAUAAGAACGAGUUCUACUUUCCGGAUGUUAAGCAGAUGGCUACGCUGACGGGGAGUCAGGCUGUGUGGAUUGAGCAGACUAUGGAGCCAACUUUGCUAGAGGCUAUAGACAUGGAAGCCAAGGGCAUUCCCAUUGGUAGACCGGCUGAGGUCAACUUAAGGAAUAACCAUGCCCAGUACAUUUUCACAUGGUACGGACUCGCUAUAGCGACGUCGAUAAUGUUUUACAUGGUAGUCAAGAAGCCACCUUCGGAUAUCUCACGUAGGGUACGAAUGAACAAGGAAUGGUCGUAGACUCCUUGUUUUAAAUACGCAAUGUAUCAUUUGACGGAACUCGGAAUUCUGCCGGGCCUCAAGUCACUUCUUCCUCCUCAUCCACCUCCGUGUGUCGUGACUGUUUCUUUCGAGGAGCUUUCGUAGGCGGUGGGACUGACAUACGCAACUCUUGUAGGAGUUCUCUGGGUAGAUGUCGUUGCGCUAGGGCAAAUGUUGUUGUCGACGCAUUCGUCUGCCGUUGUCU
Annulohypoxylon truncatum is the source of this 1326-nucleotide messenger RNA. RefSeq names its product SURF1-domain-containing protein. Gene Ontology annotation, cellular component: mitochondrion; membrane. The record is from RefSeq and is a predicted model, not a curated record. Lineage: Eukaryota; Fungi; Ascomycota; Sordariomycetes; Xylariales; Hypoxylaceae. The transcript is spliced from 3 exons. Gene Ontology annotation, biological process: mitochondrial respiratory chain complex IV assembly. The coding region runs from base 81 to 1100 and encodes 339 amino acids.